UCGAGGCGCAGGGUUCUCGGCAAGGCUGAGGCUGUGUUGCAGCUAUACGGAGUGUACAUAGCCUGAGACGAUGCUGGAUUCUUUAUAAAAAGACCCUGUUGGAAUCUCAUCUGAUAUAAUUCUGUUCUGUUAUACGAAUUGAAUAUUGAAUUAGUACGAACAUGAAAGCUCACCUUAUCUGGCUGGUAGCCAGUAGUAUUGGUAUUGCUACUGCAACACCUCUACCACGACAGAAUGUCGAUACGACGUAUUUCUUCACCUUCGGAAACUCCUACACAGACACAACUUUCUCCCCAAACAAAACCGCCCCAUCCGCCUCCAACCCCAUGGGAAACCCAUCCCUAGGAACCGGUACAACAGCCGGUGGCACAAACUGGGUCGGCUACCUAACAGCCACCCAAAACGCCUCCCUAGUCUUCUCCUACAACCUCGCCGUCGGCGGCGCAACGAUCGAUAACACCCUUGUAUCGGGUCAUUCGAAAGAUCUGGUCUCGCAGGUAGAUGAGUUUCAGUCGACGUAUGCUGAUAAGGAGGAUGUGUUGUGGACGGGUGAGAAUGCGGUUUUUGGGGUUUGGAUUGGGAUUAAUGAUAUCGGGAAUGCAUACUCGAGUACGGAUGCGGAGACUUUUACGUCGAAGUUGAUUGCGCGGUAUAGAUCGCUGGUUGAGAAGAUCUACCGCGACGGGGGCCGGAAGUUCCUCUUCCUUAAUGUGCCGGCUGCCAGUCGUACUCCUAAGAUCCUGAGUCAAGGGAAUGAGGCUGCGAAGUCGCAUGCAAAGUACCUCGCCGUGUUCAAUGAGAACGUCGAGUUGAUGGUGAAAAACUUCACGACCAACCAUGAAGAUACAACCACUGUGCUAUAUGAUUCAUGGUCAUUUAUGACCAAGGUGCUGAAUCAACCACAGAAAUACGGCUUUCCGAAUGCUACUUGCGUGAAUGAUGAUGGACAUAGUUGUGUUUGGUGGAAUAGUUACCAUCCGACGUCCAAGUAUCAUCGGUUGCAGGCGGAGGAUAUGAAGGCGCAUUUGAAGCCUCUUGGGGCAUGGUAGGUAGUGCGAGUAUAUUAAUAGCAGUGGUUUGAGUCUCAAAGGGUUGCAGGGUGUCCAUGCCAUCGCAAUCUGUAGGAGAUAGGGCUACACAUCCAAAGACAUUCCAUUCAGAAACCAGAAAAUAACCAUGUAUGAUGACCUUUUGAUGAUAAACCUAAUGUACAAUGUAACGUACGCCGCGACCAGCCAGCAGUAAAAAAGAAAAAAGACAAAGACAUUCCAGGCGUCGAGAUGCAAAACCGUAUAUCCACGAAGUG
Aspergillus glaucus CBS 516.65 is the source of this 1306-nucleotide messenger RNA. RefSeq names its product SGNH/GDSL hydrolase family protein. The transcript has 5 exons. The record is from RefSeq and is a predicted model, not a curated record. Gene Ontology annotation, molecular function: hydrolase activity, acting on ester bonds. NCBI's taxonomy places the organism in Eukaryota, Fungi, Ascomycota, Eurotiomycetes, Eurotiales, Aspergillaceae. The coding region runs from base 162 to 1049 and encodes 295 amino acids.